This is a messenger RNA of Cyphellophora attinorum, 1407 nucleotides long. RefSeq lists its product as uncharacterized. The record is from RefSeq and is a predicted model, not a curated record. The transcript has a single exon. Bases 1 to 1407 code for a protein of 468 amino acids. NCBI's taxonomy places the organism in Eukaryota, Fungi, Ascomycota, Eurotiomycetes, Chaetothyriales, Cyphellophoraceae.
AUGCGCAGCAUACCCGACAGCGAACUCAUGGCAGAACUCUCACUCCCAAACGAGCUGGCUGCGCCCAUCCUACGCCAUCUGUAUAUCGCUGACCAGACCACUUUCACAACGGCGCUACGCGUCUCUCCAGCAUGGCACGAUCUAGGCUUGCCAAUCCUCUGCGAGGAUGUCGUGCUUAGAACCUCUGCACAAAUUAUUGGGCUGGCGAAAGCACCCGACCUGACCAGAUUUCAGUCGACCAGAAGCCUCACGAUCGCCAUUCCACCCAUGAACACGGAUCUCGCCGAGAGUGACAGCAUCGUCGACUUUGACCUUCACUGGUCCAAUUUCGGUACGCAUGGAUUUCAUGCAUCCCUGCUGAAAGCAUUAGCGACCGUGUUACCUGCCUUCACUCGACUCGAAAGCUUCUCCUUCCAUAUCACCGCAGUAUCAAGCCUCCCACAAGGCUAUGACAUCGACAAUCAUCUUCUUUCCGAAAUCGUAGCGGCGCUGCCAGAUACUGUACGUCACCUAGAGAUAGACACCAGAGGCAGCGAUUCGGUCGACGAUGAUGAUAUUGAACACAACCGACAGCGGCACCUAUGCUCGACGAUCGCCGACAGGCUGGACAGACUCGAGAGCUUACGAUUGCACGUUGGCAACAUCUGCAGCGACCUCUUCAAGAAGCCUUCAAGCACCAUCCACACAUUAGUGAUCAACCUGAUGAGCGCCACGGGCCUGACGGAAGCUCAAGAAUGCGAUUUCAGCAUGCCAUAUUACAAUGAGACCGAUGAAACGAGACAAGAGUUCGGACACCAGACCAGCGCGAGAAGACUUCUCGACUGGGCGCCUAUGAUUGCCGACCAGUGGCCAGCUCUGAGAACAUUCCUGGUCCUGGACUCGAACACCGUACUGCCCGAAGCCAACGACUGUCUCGAGCUCGGUGCAAUAUUCGUUAGGGACCUGCUCCUGCACACGACCACGGCAGUUCCGAUCGCCCCAUUCGUCGACCCUAAUGACCGCCUUAACCAACAGACUUUCCUCCGAUACUUUGGCCACGACAUAGUCGGCACCCUGGGACAUGUCGAGGAGCUCCUGGAGGGCCCAGUGUGGCAUUGGACCGAUCUUGGCGCGAGACUGCCCUCUGCAGUGAAGGAAUCUACACAAGGCAGAAAGUAUCUGUGGGAGCCGGCGCACAACAGGUACUGGAGGCGCAAAGUCCUGCCACCAGCUCGAGCUGUGGCGGACUCUGUCUUCGGAAGCGAGAAGUGGAAGCGCAAAGACUUGAUUGAUGGUCGCUUUUCGUGUCAUAACGGGUGGGAUGCAGAACGUUAUGCUGGUCGUCAGCUGUUGGAAACGCAAGUUCUCGAGGGUGAUGACCGCGACGUCUGGUUCAAGAUGCCAGCGAGGAAGGAUGGACGCCCGUAA